Parnassius mnemosyne (clouded apollo) is the source of this 393-nucleotide messenger RNA. NCBI's taxonomy places the organism in Eukaryota, Metazoa, Arthropoda, Insecta, Lepidoptera, Papilionidae. The record is from the annotation of a GenBank genome assembly.
AUGGAGCAAAUCGAGCAGCGUGCCGUCAUUAAGUACCUCCAUAAGAAGGGGCUAUCAUUAAAAGCCAUCCAUGAUGACAUGGUCAGUACAUUAGGCGAUUGUGCUCUGUCAUAUUCAUCCGUCAAAAAAUGGAUAGCAGAAUUUAAGCGUGGUAGAGAGAGUGUGAAAGAUGAACCCCGCUCUGGAAGGCCUUCGACGUCAACUACUGACGAAAAUAUUACAAAAGUACUUGAUUUAAUAAUGGGAGACCGCAGAUUAAAAAUUAGAGAGAUAGCCGAGAUUAUAGGCAUCUCUUAUGAACAAACUCAAAACAUCAUUGUCAACGAGUUGGGUUUCCACAAGGUGUCUGCGAGGUGGGUUCCGCGACUGCUUUCAGUUGAACAAGUUAUUUGA